AUGGUGUUGACAGUUCCAAUCGGACUGUGGUCAGGUCGGAAUGUCAACUGUAAAUGUACCUGCUUCGGUCGAAUCGAGUCCAACCUUGACAAUGUCGAGUACUGGAUUUAUGCUACCUUUGAGAGCGGCCAGAUCUUCAUUUGGAAGGUUUCCGAUCAGAACAUCAUCCACAAAAGCGUCCUAAUACAGGACUCUGAUGCAUCUCCGAUAGUGAGCACAUCAUCUUACGGGAAGAAUCAUCUAGCAACGCUUUCCCUCUCCGGGUUAAUUCAGUUUUGGCAUGUUCCUUCUGGCCGCGUAGUAUUCUCAAUUCAAGCGUCUGAUCGUCUUGGAGGUCUUGUUACUCUCUCUGAAACAUUGAUAGCUGCUUUCGGCGAACUCAGUGAAGUCCUUGUUUUCAGCACAAAAACUGGAAAGCGCGAGUUCUCACUUUGCUGCCGUUUGUACCCGGACUGGAUAACUUGCGGGGUCUCAAUAAAUGUCCCCGAUCUAUCAGUUUUGCUCGGCAUAACGGCAGGUGGAACUUUGAAAGUAUGGCGCGUCUCAACAGAGCCUCAACAAUCGCUAGAAGAGCCACUUUGGGAGGAAGAGUCGAAGCAAAUCCGAUCAUGCGAGCAUCCGAUUGUUCUGAAAUUAAGGAGCGAAUACGCCCUUGUCGUCUGUAAGAAGUCCUUCUUCAUCUUGGACUCAUCGGAUUUUUCAAGCAUAUCUUAUCAGUCGAUUGAUAGCGAUUGCCUCGUCGAUGGAUUUUUCCUUCAAGCAAGUUCAAACUUCGCCAUCGUGUCGGAGAACAAAGCUCUGAACUUGUCAUAUUUCACGAUCUACUCAACAGCGAACCUUAAGCCUCAAAGUGCGGAUGACCAAUCUCCGCAGCUCAUUUGGCGAACGUCUGCUCCCCUGCACUCGAACUUUCAACUUUCUGGAAAACGUCUUCAUUCAAUUGCUCCUUCUCUUGAGAUCUCUACAUAUGUAGCGCAGGAAGAUUCACUAAUUGAGAUAGCUAAAACUGCUUCUUGCAGUGGAGUUGAAGGCGAACUUGAUGUAUUUUGCACGAAUGACUCCUACAUCACUGCGGUUUGCUUUGUUGAAGAGAAGGAUACCCUCAUAUUUGGUCGUUCUGAUGGACAUCUUGUUAUCGCUCCUGCAAUUCCUUCUUUUGCAAAAUGUGUUUUUGAUAUUAACGAAGACGUAGAUGUCUUUACAUCUGCAGUAGCCAAUUACGCCGAGAUCACUUGUCUCAUGUACCCAUACCAGCAUAACACCGCUUCAUAUGACGACGAUGUCUUUUUUGUUGGUAGCGCCGACUUCUCUGUCUCAGCAUGGUCACUAACACAUAAACAAAAGUUGGUAGAAUUCCACAAUCACAUGGCUCCACUGCUGAGUCUCACAAUUUGCCCGAUAAAAGUCGGAAAAUCAGCUGGCACGGCCGUUUCGAUCGAUGUCGAUGGCGGAAUCUGCGUAUUGCAUCCGAAGACGCACCAAUGUCUCCUUUCUGAUCCUGGCUUUGGUCAAGCGAUAAUUGAUGUCGCUUGGACAAAUGAUGGGUACCUUAUUGUCACUCGUGAAGACGGAUCAUGCAAGACAUGGGAUGCAUAUUCGAUGGCUCUUGAACGGGAAACUUCUUCCUCUCAAGCGAAUGAAAUUCAGUCAACAGCUGAGCUAUAUCCCCACGAUAAACCUCCGGCAAGGAGGCAGCAGCUCAUUUUUGUCCAACCAAUGUUUCUUGAUCAGCUUGAUUCUCCACCAAUUCUCAAGUGUUUAUCGUUUCACUUCGAUGUCGAAAAAAUGGUUCAAAAUAUCAUCCAGCACUAUCGACUGAAUCAAACAAGUAUCAAGAAAAUGCCAUCGCGUCAAGCCUCUGAAGACAAAUCACAGCCAAAUUUAACCAAUACUCUCAAGAUAACAGGAAUGCAGUUAUUUUCUAGCGUCCAGUCAAAAAUUAAAGAAUCGCGCUCAGGUCGCCAAUCUCCAGCAACUCCGACCUCACCAAAGUCUCCUCAACAACAAGCUACAUCGCCAUCGAAACUAUCCUUAUCAAGCGCACCAUCACUAGAUACUUCUGAAAGUGCCAUCUUGGGACCUCAAUCGUUAGCAUUCGGACGUAUUCUUAUCAUGACCUUGCAUGCAUGGGGACUUCAGCCAUCUCUUGAUGAGCUUCUAGUGACGAUGAUAUCCUUUGCGCGACCGAAAAAGUCACUGAUCUUUGGAGUCCGUCGUCAGAGCUGCUGUGUUUUCUUUUUCCCUGAAGAACCAGACAAUUUUAACGAACACUGGAACAUUUCAAAAGACUUGACGAAUCUCCAUCUCAUGUCGAUAGGUUCUCUUUGCAACAGUUUGAUGAAUUUGUCCGAAGAAAUCCUCGGUGAUGGUAGACAGUGUUGGUCUGGACUAGUCACUCUCCACUGCGCCUUGCUAAGCGAUCUAUUAGAAAAGUACACUCCUCCCGCUCUGGAAACACUGGCGAUUCGCUGGUCUGAUCGUGUGCAAGAGAUUCGCGAAACGGGACAAAGCCUUCUUCUUGAUCAACUAAGACCUGUUGAACUUCUUGGUCGUGGCUUCCAUAUCUGGGAGCCUUUCGUUGAGCCUGCAACUGUUCUCUUGGCUCUUAUGGAAAUGACGAUCAACUAUGAAAUGGUGGAGCCACUAUUUAACAAGAAGGUGAUGGUUUCGCCAAGCGCGGAGCUAUGCCGUGCUUCGCAUAGAGCUCUCUGUCAAAUCGCCCGAUCAAAACCCAGCGUCUUCAUCACGACAAUAGGACGAGAAGUAGCCCGCCAUACUGCCGCAAUUGCUAAUCCAGCUACCUCCCAGAAAUUUCAGCAGUCAACGCUUGUCAAAGCCAAAAAUGAAGUGUUGCGGAUAAUAGAGUUUUUGGCAGAAAUGCUGCCCAACGAGCUGUCUCUGCUUAUAUCUGAGGUCGUUGACAUCGUUCUGUUUUGCUUGGACUCUCAAGCAUUCAAGAAAACGAGGUUAUCUGACGCUUUUCCUCCACUGCAAAGUAUAAAAAUGGUGCAAAUCAAUUACGAGGUCAGGCUAAAAAGCAACGCAAAAUAUCAAAUGACAGAAAUAGAGGAUAGUCUUCGGAGCAUCUUCGAACUAUUCGACGAUGGAGUUAAAAGCUUAAUUCCGAAACAAGACAAGGAAAAGAUCAUGAACGCGAUUAACGAGAUUAUGGACGAAACUGAGACGAAAGAUCUGCUGGAAGCGUUGAACGUCGUGGAAGAGUGCGUUUCUGAGGUUAUGAUUUGCGAAGAGAGCGAAAAGUACAGUGAUAUUCCUAAUACUGCCCUCGGGAAGUUCUAUUUGUACACCAUGGACAAAGCUGAGGGAGAAGAAGAGCACAUUGAUGAGGAAGAAGAUGGCGAAAUCGCUGCUUGCCAGACAUGGAUGUUACCGAACAAGGCGUUUUACGGACUGUGGGAGUCGCUGCACUACUCAUCAUCGCUCAAAACCGAUCUCAUUCAAUACGCGGAAACAUCUUUUCGGCUAUCGCAACUAGGAGUCAGCAACACGCUCAUUAGCUGGAACAAAGUCAUUCUUUUUCAUGGCCCUCCAGGCACUGGAAAGACUUCCAUCGCUCAGGCAUUUGCUCAAAAAUUAGCGAUUCGACAAAUAGGCGGCUAUCAAAAUACGGCACUUGUGGAGAUCAACUCACAUUCUCUCUUCUCAAAGUGGUUUUCGGAGUCAGGCAAACUUGUUCAGAAAAUGUUUUCUAAAAUAAGAGACUAUGCGGAUGACAAGUCGAUCAUGACGAUCAUCCUCAUCGACGAAGUAGAGAGCUUAACCUCUGCUAGAUCGGGUUCCGCGAAUGAGCCAGCAGAUGCCGUUAGAGUAGUCAAUGCUGUUCUUACGCAACUGGACUCGCUGAAAAAGUACCCGAACGUUCUCGUUGUUUGCACAUCGAACAUCACUGGCAAAAUUGAUCUGGCAUUCAUCGAUCGCGCCGACAUGAAGAUUUUCGUUGGACCACCAGAGCCAAAAGCUAUCUACACUAUCCUCGAGUCUGCGUUCAACGAAUUAUAUCAUAAAGGCAUGAUUACAGGCAAAUAUUCCUUACGAUCAGAAGGAUACGACCUGCCAAACGAGAGAAGCCUUAUUGCGAUCGCCGACAGUGCUCAAGGAAUCAGCGGACGCACGCUUCGAAAGAUACCAUUCCUGGCCUUGAUGAAGUACUGCGCUGGAGCUCAACAGGUCACUCUUGACAACUAUCUUAACGCUGUCGAAAAAGCCAUCGAAAGCGACAAGGUUGAGAGAAAGCAUCUUUCUGAUGAAAACCCGAAGAUGGAAGCCUAG
Molecule: messenger RNA, 4290 nt
Organism: Oikopleura dioica
Lineage: Eukaryota; Metazoa; Chordata; Appendicularia; Copelata; Oikopleuridae
Source: the annotation of a GenBank genome assembly